GGGCCUGCGCUCCGGGCCGCACACCGUCCUCACUGCGGCGCGUGGGGAAGUCGCCGCCGGCGGGGUCGCCUAGAGGGAGAGGAAGACUAGGGAGUCGCGGGGCCCCGCGCGGGUCGCCCCCCCCAUCCAGGUGUCCCUCCUGAGCGCUUUCGUAGCACCUGUUGUCCUGGACAAAGCAGCAGUGCAGUGAUUGUCUACUUAUCGUCUACUCAUCCCGGCUUCACAUCCCGAAAACCCAGUAGGUCUUGGUACAGAAUGAAAAGAGAUGUUGAGGAAGAAGUGAAGCCCUCCUCUCCUGACCUGGAUGUUGAUAAUGGGUGUCGGGAAGUCUAAAAUAGACCCCUGCCCUCUCUCUCUGCCCUGGGGUAAAAGUCCCAGUGUGGAUAUGAGUCAGAGACCUCAUGAGGCAGAUUCCAAGAAAUCCGACGACAUCUCCCUGCAUGACAUUGCCGAGCAUAGCCACGGUGCCCUGACGCCCUCUGGAGAGCGGGAGGGCACUGAGGCCACAGAAGAGGUGCCCGAAGAGGAUGAAGAGGAGGUGUUCCUCAAGUUUGUGAUACUGCACGCAGAAGAUGACACAGACGAGGCCCUCAGAGUCCAGAAUCUGCUACAAAAUGACUUCGGCAUCAAACCCGGAAUAAUCUUCGCCGAGAUGCCGUGCGGCAGACAGCACCUGCAGAACUUAGACGACGCCGUAAACGGGUCUGCCUGGACCAUCUUACUGUUGACCGAAAACUUUUUAAGAGACACCUGGUGUAAAUUCCAGUUCUACACGUCCCUCAUGAACUCCGUGAACAGGCAGCACAAGUACAACUCCGUCAUACCCCUGCGGCCCCUGAAUAAUCCCCUGCCCCGAGAAAGGACUCCCUUUGCUCUGCGAACCAUCAAUGCCCUAGAGGAAGAAAGCCGUGGCUUUCCUACACAAGUGGAAAGGAUUUUCCAGGAGUCUGUGUAUAAGAUACAACAAUCUAUAUGGAAAGAGACCAGAACUACCCUGCAGAGGCAAUCGAUCGCCUGAGAUGGAGCUCCCCACCCACGGCUGGCUCUUGUUUUCUAGAGCAAAUGACUCGCCUUCCCUUGAGAAAGCACAUUCCUGGGAAGAAUUUAAAUAAAAGAGAACCUGGCUCUUCCAGAAACCUAGGAGCACCAAGAAAGCCAAGUUUCUGCGGGACCCUGUGCAGACUUGAGGUCCUUUGCGAUGUUGUUUUGAUAAACCAGAGAUCGUCAGAGUUUUAAGAACAUUCCCAUCGCGUUUCUCCUAGUUCAUGAACAUCACAGAGGAUUAUCCUUAAUUCACAUUCCUUGCAGCAACCCUUGAACCCAAACUUACAGGGUAGACACUGUAAAAAUACGGUAACGCCUGCAUUUUGUUCUCCAAGGACACGCAGAAGAAGACGUCCCCGGGCGAUGUGAGCACCCUCACUCUUGAGGUACCUCUCAGAAAUGUUGCAGCCCAGCCUUACUGGUAUCGCCGCCCAGAAGGAUAGAGAGCCCCUCGAGAACAUUUAGAAUGUUGAGUCGUGAUAAAUAGGAAAUUAAAAGCAGAUAUGAGAACGGUGGGCUUUUUAAAAGAAUCCAAUCGAAUGUAUUUUUUCUUUCUGCUGGAAUUUGUGUAUUUGGACACAGUGCCUACCACUGACUAGUAACGCCAUUCGAUGGCAUCCUGGUUGGGGACUCCAGGGAGCCGUGUCUCCAUGUCCCCUGGAGUGUCCUCUGCCAGAUGUUCUCCUUAAUCUCUCUUAAGGCAGCCUUUAAAAAUUCCUGUUGGGGAGCCUGGGUGGCUCAGUCGGUUGAACGUCCGACUUCGGCUCAGGUCAUGAUCUCAUGGUUUGUGGGUUGAGCCCCGUGUGCUGACAGCACAGAGCCUACUUCGGAUACGCUGUCUGUCUGUCUGUCUCUCUCUGCCCUUCCGCUGCUCAUGCUGUCUCUCUCUCAAAAAUAAAUAAACAUUAAAAAUAAUUAAAAAAGAAAUUCCUAUCACAGUGCUCUACCCAGGAAGUAUUUCUCAGCUGGUGUUCAGAUUAGCCAUCUGAACAAGAGCCAUCGGGUACAGACUGGGGACAGGGUGGAGUGUGAAUCACGUCAUGUCGUAACGGGGAAGGCACCCCACCUGAUUCUAGUCCAGUCUCUGCCACUGAGGCCGAAUGUGACCUUACCCUCCUUUAUCUGUGAAAUGAAAGCGUUGAAUUGAUGGCUCUCUAAAGGCCUUUGUCCUCUCCCAGAAUGUGAACAACUAGGAACCAGAAAAGCGAACAAGCAAAAAAACUCAAAAAACAAAAAACCAACAACACAAUUUUGUAAUGCGAUGUGCAAUAAUUUGCAGGAGGCUUUAGAUACACUUACAGUGAAAGGCUAUUCUGAUGUGUUGACAGCAUAAUUGAUUUCUAAUGCUAUCUGUUAACACUUUUAUGGUCACCAAAGAAUGACAAUCCACGCUUGCUCAGAUUCUUUUAAAAUACAUUUUUUAUGGGGACCGUUGAGCAAAGACAUUCUGCUCGAUUUUUCUUUCUCCUUAUCCUCACUUCCCUGUAUCUCUUAUGAGUACAAGGGGUCUGCCCACAUCUUUCUGUUUCCACCUCUUCGUAGCCAUGACUGAAUGUUCCAUGAGGAGCUUUUCCCAUAAUCCUGCAAGGAAGUCAAACCUGCUUUGCUAGUACUUAUUGAAGAAGAGAUUGUCUUCAUUGCAUGGUGCUGUUUUCUUUACUUGAGGCCCCUUUCUUUCAUAGUAGCUUGCUUACUCACUUUUUCAGUUUAAUAAUAAAUAUAUAUAUAUAUAUAUAUAUAUAUAUGGAUUUUUAACCAUGCAGCCUCGUGUAUCACCAAUUCCAUCCACUAAAAAAACCAUUAACCACCCACCCUUCAUGCUUAUUACCAAAGUUGGAGCUCCUGAUGCUGGAUGGCGUUUUUUAAAUAAAUGCUUUUAUUUUUUA
Lynx canadensis (Canada lynx) is the source of this 2930-nucleotide messenger RNA. RefSeq names its product TIR domain-containing adapter molecule 2. NCBI's taxonomy places the organism in Eukaryota, Metazoa, Chordata, Mammalia, Carnivora, Felidae. Gene Ontology annotation, molecular function: protein kinase binding. The coding region runs from base 305 to 1018 and encodes 237 amino acids. The transcript is spliced from 3 exons. The record is from RefSeq and is a predicted model, not a curated record. Gene Ontology annotation, biological process: positive regulation of natural killer cell activation; positive regulation of canonical NF-kappaB signal transduction; positive regulation of cytokine production involved in inflammatory response.